ACUAUAAACUAUUAGAAAAUCUUUAAUUACUCGUUGUAAUAUCGUAUCCUUAAUACCGAUAUUAAACAUAAUAGUUUCCAAUUGUAAAUGAUAAUAAAAGCAGAGAAACUUUAAACUUCAUAUAUCUAUAUACAAAAUAAAUAAUUAUUUUAGCAUUUCAAAGUGUUUAAAAGUGCCAUCGAUUUAAAAGCACAAAUAUUUAUACGUAACACAAUUUAGAAUAAUCAUUUUAUGUUUAGUGGGUUAUUUGUCAACAUGUUUGAUAACAUCAGCUGAUUUAACCGAGUCCCUUAAAUUCACUUGUCGAUCUCCAAUUUAAUGUAACAGAACUUUUAAACAAUGGCACUCUUUGAGUUGAAAUGGCUGCGACGUUGGGUACGUAGGCAUACAAACCCCAUACCGCAGGACAAUGCACUUCUGUGGAAAAGACGCCUAAGUGUCGCUUAUGCACUACUCGCAUGGAAUGCUUUUGGGUUUGUUUGCUACAUGGUCUAUACCGGUCGAAAUGAUUGGGCGAAGUAUUAUGGUUAUAAGAGUGAAGAGGAAGCUAAAUUAACACCAGCUCAGCAAUAUGCAACACAAUUGAAUGUGAAUAAAGGAAAAAUUAUACGUUUCUCAGGAUUUAAUGUUGUCGGCGAGUCGGAAUUUGAUAAUACAAAAGGAAAAGAUGAAUAGUUAAAUUUUGUAAUGCAAACAUCAAAGUUAUUAUAAAAUAAAAUAGAAGUUAAAAAUCUAUGAAAACCUA
Bactrocera oleae (olive fruit fly) is the source of this 745-nucleotide messenger RNA. RefSeq lists its product as uncharacterized. NCBI's taxonomy places the organism in Eukaryota, Metazoa, Arthropoda, Insecta, Diptera, Tephritidae. The record is from RefSeq and is a predicted model, not a curated record.